GUUGAAAGCUCGAAGGAAAAUAUUUCGGCUUUCAUAAUUUUGCUUGCUUUGUAGUAUCCCCGCCAAAACCCUAUUUCUUAAACCUCAAAUUUAAUCUGCAGCCCAAAAUGUGGGGCUAACCCAAGCUCUGUUUUAGACAACAUCCAAAACGCAAACCUAAUCUCUCUCUCUCUCUCUCUCUCUUUCUCUCUCUAAAUGCUUCUCUCUCGUAGAGUUUCCGUUGUUGCAGCAAUGGGCAGCAAGCAUUUCCUCAGUAACCCACAGGUUUCUCCAGGGUCUUCCCGUCUUCUCUUUUUCUGUCUAAUCCGCCCAUUGCACACAGGUUCAUCUGCUGGGCUUCUCUUUGGAAACCCAACAAAACCCAUAUCCACUUUGCGUCUUGUUUCCCUGAAAAGGCCCAGACUUGCUUCAUUAAGGCCUGUAAUGAUCAAAAGAGCAGUUCAUGUGGAACGACAGGAAGUGGAUAAUGUUGUACCUGAGCGACUAUCCUUACUGAGAGAGAAGCUUAAAAAUGAAGGGAUAAUUUGUGACUCAUGUACUCCUGGUCAAUACUCUAAUAUGUUAUGCCCAAAGUGUGAAGGUGGGUCCACGAGGGAAAGAAGCUUUUCUCUUUUCAUUCGUGAAGAUGGAUCUAUGGCUUUAUGGACUUGUUUUAGAGGUAAAUGUGGAUGGAGGGGUCACAUACAAGCCUCUUCUAAUGCAUCAUAUGCUCCAGCUGAAAGAAAUGAAAAGAAACAAAUCAACGGAGAUUUGAACUCCAAAAAGAAACCCUCCAGGGUGCUAACGGAAAAGAGCCUUGGGCUGGAACCUUUGUGUCCUGAGAUACUUGCGUACUUCUCUGAGCGGAUGAUAUCACCAGAAACCUUGAGAAGAAAUGGGGUCAUGCAGCGUAAAAUGAGCGAUCAGAAUGUGAUUGCGUUUCCCUAUAGAAGGGAUGGUAGGAUUGUCAACUGCAAAUACCGUGACAUUGAGAAAAAUUUUUUUCAGGAAAGGGAUACGGAGAGAGUGUUGUAUGGACUAGAUGAUAUAAAGAAUGCAAGUGAUAUUAUCAUUGUUGAGGGCGAAAUGGAUAAACUAUCCAUGGAAGAAGUUGGUUACCUGAACUGUGUGAGUGUCCCUGAUGGUGCCCCUGCUAAGGUCUCAGAGAAAGAGUUGCCACCUAUAGAAAAGGAUACAAAAUACCAAUUUUUGUGGAAAUACAAGGAGUAUUUCCAAAAGGCAUCUCGUAUAAUCCUAGCCACUGAUGCUGAUGUGCCAGGCCAGUCUUUAGCUGAAGAGCUUGCACGGCGUGUCGGUAGAGAAAGGUGUUGGCGGGUCAGCUGGCCAAAGAAAAAUGAAAUCGAGGUUUGCAAGGAUGCAAAUGAGGUGCUAAUGCACUUAGGCCCUCAAGCACUCAGAGAUGUUAUUGAGAACGCUGAGUUGUAUCCCAUUAGAGGCCUCUUUCGGUUUGAUGACUACUUCGAUGAAAUUGACGCAUACUAUCAUCGAAUUCUGGGAAAUGAGCUUGGUGUUUCAACUGGAUGGAGAUCUCUAGAUGACUUGUACAAUGUUGUCCCUGGAGAAUUAACCAUAGUGACUGGGGUUCCUAAUUCGGGGAAGAGUGAAUGGAUUGAUGCUCUCAUAUGCAAUAUCAAUGCACGCGAAGGUUGGACAUUUGCACUUUGUUCAAUGGAGAACAAGGUUCGGGAGCAUGCAAGGAAACUCUUGGAGAAACACAUUAAGAAACCAUUCUUCGAAAAUUCUAGAUAUGGCGACUCUAUUCCAAGAAUGAGCCGUGACGAAUUAAGAGAAGGGAAGCAAUGGCUGAGUGAUACCUUCCAUCUCAUAAGGUAUGAAGAUGAUAGUCUUCCAUCCAUCAAAUGGGUUAUUGAUCUUGCCAAAGCUGCAGUCCUGAGAUAUGGGGUACGGGGACUUGUGAUUGAUCCAUACAACGAACUUGAUCAUCAAAGACCUCCCAAUCAAACAGAGACAGAGUAUGUGAGCCAAAUGCUUACCUUGGUUAAACGUUUUGCUCAGCACCAUCAAUGCCAUGUAUGGUUUGUUGCUCAUCCACGGCAGCUACAAAACUGGAAUGGUGGUGCGCCUAAUCUCUAUGACAUCAGUGGGAGUGCUCAUUUUAUAAACAAGUGUGACAAUGGCAUUGUUGUUCAUCGUAAUAGGGACCCAGAUGCAGGACCUCUAGAUCGAGUGCAGAUAUGUGUGCGAAAGGUGCGGAACAAGGUCAGUGGGAAUAUUGGGGAUGCCUUUUUGUCAUAUAGAAGGACCACUGGUGAGUUUAAAGACGUCGUUGAAGGCCAUUAAAAAGACAACAUGGUGCUAUUCUUAUAUCAUGAGCUUUUCACUGCUCAAAAGCUUGGGAUGUGCCCAAAAUAGAUCACCCCAUGCUUCAGGCCAAGCUUUUUGACCAAUGAUAACACAUCCUUCGAGAUAAAUGGCCAAAAUUUAACAGCAUAUAAUCAGUUAGUAUUUAUGUUUUAUAAGCAAUCGUAUUAGUAAUUUCCUGGGGUGGUAUUCUUUGUAAUGUCAUAUAUUUCUUUUGUUAGGGUAUGAUUUUGUAAUAUAUGGCUAAUUUAUGUCCAAUAGCAGUGUAUUUUGAACACACGGGGUUAUGCGACUCACUACACCCUUGAGAUGUGUAUCCCUCAUCAUUUGGAGCUGUUUUGUUGCUAUACUCCUACUGUGGAGUAAGGUACUCAGGUUGGUCACGUGGUUGUCAACAGACAGUGAACAUGAAUGGUUAUACUGUUGACAAACAACAUGUACGUGAAAUCUUAGACAAAUGCUCAUAUCCGCCGUUUGUUGACAAGUACGAGUGGUUGAUGGCUGUGAGUACCUUACUAGUGAUUAUUGGAUAUUUUCCCUGAUGGAAUUGCUUCUGCUGGGAUAUAAUGUA
Messenger RNA from Amborella trichopoda, 2893 nucleotides. RefSeq names its product toprim domain-containing protein. Gene Ontology annotation, biological process: DNA replication. The record is from RefSeq and is a predicted model, not a curated record. Lineage: Eukaryota; Viridiplantae; Streptophyta; Magnoliopsida; Amborellales; Amborellaceae. Gene Ontology annotation, molecular function: ATP binding; single-stranded DNA binding; 5'-3' DNA helicase activity.